Messenger RNA from Mus musculus (house mouse), 5208 nucleotides. RefSeq names its product cytochrome b reductase 1 (gene Cybrd1). Gene Ontology annotation, biological process: ascorbate homeostasis; multicellular organismal-level iron ion homeostasis; intracellular iron ion homeostasis. Gene Ontology annotation, molecular function: identical protein binding; transmembrane monodehydroascorbate reductase activity; oxidoreductase activity, acting on metal ions. The record is from RefSeq and is marked validated. NCBI's taxonomy places the organism in Eukaryota, Metazoa, Chordata, Mammalia, Rodentia, Muridae. The transcript has 4 exons. Gene Ontology annotation, cellular component: brush border membrane; membrane; plasma membrane. Bases 67 to 939 code for a protein of 290 amino acids.
AGUACCCCGAGGCCACGGCCGCAACACCAAGUUCUCCAGCAGGCUGUCGUGGAGCAUGGGGUGCUGAUGGCCAUGGAGGGCUACCGGGGCUUCCUGGGGCUGCUGGUGUCCGCGCUGCUCGUGGGCUUCCUGUCGGUGAUCUUCGUGCUCAUCUGGGUCCUGCACUUCCGAGAGGGGCUUGGCUGGAACGGCAGCGGGCUCGAGUUUAACUGGCACCCGGUGCUCGCGGUGACCGGCUUCGUCUUCAUCCAGGGCAUCGCCAUCAUCGUGUACAGACUGCCAUGGACCUGGAAGUGCAGCAAGCUCUUGAUGAAAUCCAUCCAUGCCGGGUUAAACGCUGUGGCUGCCAUCCUCGCCAUCAUCUCCGUGGUGGCUGUGUUUGAGUACCACAAUGUCCAAAAAGUCCCCCACAUGUACAGCCUGCACAGCUGGGUUGGACUGACAGCUCUCAUACUCUACAUCCAACAGCUUGUUGUAGGCUUUUUCGUCUUUCUGCUUCCAUGGGCUCCGCCCUCUCUCCGGGCAAUCGUCAUGCCCAUACACGUGUAUUCUGGACUCCUCCUCUUCGGAACAGUGAUUGCGACGGUUCUCAUGGGAGUGACAGAAAAGCUGUUCUUUGUCCUGAAACACCCCUCGUACCAUUCAUUCCCACCAGAAGGUGUUUUUACAAAUACGCUGGGCCUUCUGAUUCUGGUGUUUGGAGCCCUCAUCUUUUGGAUUGUCACCAGGCCCCAAUGGAAACGCCCUAGAGAACCAGGCUCUGUCCCUCUCCAGCUAAAUGGAGGCAAUGCAGAAUGCAGAAUGGAAGGCGCCAUAGCAAUAAGCUCCGCCCACAGUAUGGACGCAGCUGACCCAGCUGACGCAGAGUCAAGCAGUGAGGGAGCAGCCCGGAAGAGAACCCUCGGCCUUGCUGACUCUGGCCAGAGGUCCACCAUGUGAAAUGUCGAUACAGCCAUGUGCAUUCUCUUCCAAAGUCAGCCCUACAGUUGAGCUUCUCCUACCUAGCCAUAGGUGGCUUGGGUUCAUAGGCCAAUGUAUAAUGCGGUCACCAAGGAGGAUUUCCUGAGAGUAAUUGUGUUGACUGAGGCCUGUGAACUUACCAAAUGUAAACGGACAUGAUCAACAUAAAUAGUGAUUGUUUCUUCUUUCCUCUUGAGGACCCUGGCCAUUGAUGUAGCUGCCGGUGGCUUGUCUGAUGAACUGGUAGCACCCUUGGCCUCUUGCUAUGCCCAAUUAAUUCUGGAAGGCCAGUGAUUUCAGAACUAGGUAGAACCUCUCUCUCUCUCUCUCUCUCUCUCUCUCUCUCUCUCUCUCUCUCUCUCUCUCUCUCUCUUUUGGUGUUUUGAGACAGGGUUUCUCUGUAUAGCCCUGGCUGUCCUGGAACUCACUUUGUAGACCAGGCUGGCCUCGAACUCAGAAAUCCGCCUGCCUCUGCCUCCCGAGUGCUGGGAUUAAAGGCGUGCACCACCACGCCCGGCGGUAGAACUUCUCUUAACUUUUAAAAUAUGAUCACAAAUACUUGGAGCAGGAUUUGGACCAUUGUGCCACGUUGAUGUUGUGAGAAAAACAUGGUGGAGGCGGGGUGGGUGCUUUAGCCAAGUAUCUAGUUCCCUCUCCCGCUAAUUUGGGCUCACAAAGGCCCUGGCUACGAGAGUAAAUAUGAGGCUGUUUUGGAGCAGUUGCUUAGUCGCAGGCAGCUGAAGAGAUCUCUGGUUAGACCUGGGAGAUGCGGUAACACUCAGUCCAGGGUCUGUUACUCCUCGGAGCUGAUGUACUUCAUGGCUCAUCUUCUGAACCUCUUGCAAUGCAAACAUGCCCCAGAUCAAGCCCCGUAAACCGGUCUCGCAUCCACACACUGAGAAAGGUGCCCUCGGGUUUCUGUUUUUAUUUUCCAAAGUGCUUCCCUGGCUCUUACUCUGUGCUUUACGAAUAUUAGCUCCUUCAGUCUCCAGGCUGACUCUGUGAGACAGGUAUUGUUAACUCUCCCCAUUUUUGGAAAGGUUGGUAACUUGGCUCAGCAUCACACAACUCUUUAAUUGAUGGAACUGACAUUCAAACCCUGGCAGUCUGGCUCCUCUGCCCAAGAUCCUAUAUUUCACCACACUCCUUCCCUAUUUAUUCUAACUGGCAGCACUAUGGUCCACCUAUGAAUGAAGUUGCAGAUGAAAGCUAAUAGAAUUGUUACUGGAUGCUACCUUACCUUUGGUCCUCUUCCAAGGGACCUUAGAUGAUGGGAAAGGCGCCACAAAGAUUUGGACGGAGAUCUUGGGGUCUCAGCCACUGCCAACAAGCCAGAGCCUGCCUCGAUGCCCUUCUAAUCUUUAACAGGGCAUCUGUCUUGCUGACAAGAAGACCUGGACAAGGAUACUCACAGCCUUCAAGAUGAAAUCACUACCGUAUUGGUUCCUCAGGAUCUUAGCUGCUGAACACAUUUUUGUUUGGAGACACAUAUAUCCUGGGCUGUCUUUUCCUAGGACCAUAGGCAGGUUCCUGCCUUAUUUCAGUGGAGUUUGAAGUUCUAUGCAGAGAGCUGAGGUUUAGAAGUGAUAAUCUUUCACAUGGCCAGACUUCUCCCUCUGCUCCGAUGGAAACUUGCAGUAAUAACUGUGCUGAAAUGAUGCCUGUAGCGGGUAGUUUGGGCUACUCCGCUUUGAGCUCCUAGCAAGUCGCAGGCUCGUACCUGCCCAGGAGCUCUCUCGGAUCCUCAGAUGAAAGGCACACACACAAUUAGCUCAUUUUUAAAUUGCCUUAUUGGCUCUGUGGCUGAGCACGUCUAAGCUUCCAUGGCUAGCGUGCCCUUACCUUUACUCCUGGCUCAACAUCUCUAAAGCCACCCUUAACGUAGUUCCCCAGUUGCCUUCUGUGAAGCCCAUUGGUCUUGCUGCCCAAGACGCUUCCAAGCUGCCCUUCCGUGGGCUGCUUUCCCUUUCUGCCCAAAUUUUGGAAGAUCUCCUCUGCAGCUCUGAGUCUGUUCCAUCUUUCUCCCCCAAGUACCUUGAUUCUCCCUUUUCUGCCUUCUCUUCUCUCAAGCCUGCAAGAAUCUGGAAGUCCCGCCUCUUUCUUUCUGCCCAGCCAUUGGCCACUGGCAUCUUUAUUGAUAGAUCAAAAACCAAUUGGAGGCAAAGACCUCCAGCUUCAGAAAACACAGAUUCCUGAUUAAAUCUAAGCAUCAGAACCACUCCUCUGCAGAUGCCUUCUGCAGACUGGUUGGUUUUUGGUUUCGGCGCAGUUUCUGAUUAAGACAUUUGGGCACCAGCUGCUUGAGAGGUAGCUAUCUGAGGCAGAGUUCAAGGCCAGCCUGGGCAACAUAGUGAAACUCUCUUUUGGGAUUUUGGUUUCUCUAGUAACCCAAGUUGUCCUCACUCUUUGUGUAAUUAAGGGUGACCUUGGACAUGUGGUUCUCCUUGUCCUCACUUCCCAAAUGCUGCGUUACAGGCAUGUGCCACCAGCCACCAUGUCUUGGCACAGCUCUGUCUUUUAAAUAAAAAAUAAAGCCAAACCAAACACAUGAAUUUUACAGCAAAAUACACUUAAUAUGUUUGGUGUGUAGUGAACUUCCUUUUAGGUAACAUGAUUAUUUCCAAAAGCCAAAUACAACCUUCAAUCUAUCAGAUCUCCCAAAGUCCAUAACAGCUCAGAAUCACUUCAAUGCAUCAUUUCUUGCUUUCCAUUAAUUAAUUCUGUUUCCAAAACCAGUAACAGCAUCAGAAGCACUAUGAGUGAGGGGCCCAAGAUCAUUCUUCAGCUAGAGAGUUCAAGACCAGCCUGGGAUACAUGAUACCCUAUCUAUCUCCGAAGUCCGAUAAAUAAAUAAAGUUCAUAUGCGUGCUAAGUAAGAGUAAUUACGUGGUUACACCAAACAGUUUGGUAAAUGCUGACUGACUAUAAAGAGCUGGGUCAAAUCCCAGGGUUUUGGGGGAGUCAUGGGGGUGAGGAGAGGAUGGGGGGCAGAGUGGGGGGAGAAUGAGAGGCUAGUAACUGAGCCCCAAGAGUCAUGGCUGCCUCUCCUUUCCACGUUGGCCUACAGAGGCUAUCAGUACAAACCUAAUUAUGUGGCACUAGAAUAGCUCCAUUGCUAAGUAUUUGAGCACUCCUCUCAGCCCUUCCUUUUCUCCCAAGUGGGCUAAUGGGAGGGUAAUAUUAUAGGUGUUCCUUUUCUUUCUUUUCCAGCUUUUAUGAAAGGAUGCAUAGCACAAUAUAUCGAAAAGAUCUUUCUAUUUGAGACUCUUCUUUUAAUGGGCUCUUUAUUCUAAUGAUAAUUAUACCUUUAUCUUUCAAAAGCUGAUGUUUCCUUCCUAAAGCACCCCCCCUUCCCAAAUAUCACAUUAAAAAGUCUGCAAAGAAUAGGGGAGAAGAAAGGCUUGGGUAUCAAUUCCAAACAGUGAUUGAAACCUCCCAAAAUAAUUAUAGCUUAUAUCUUUAGCAGAGAUUAUCUGGUGUGGCUUACCCCAUAAUCUAAUUUCAGGAAAGAAAGCUUUAUUUCAACAAUGAUCUACGUCAACAUGAAAGCCUUCUCUUUCCCGGGUCUUAGCAAGAAAUUGAAAUGAAUAUACUUUAUGGAAUUAAUGUCGUCAAAAAGGUACAGCUUCCCUGUGCUGUGUCAAACAGAGCCCACCCUCCAUGGCACUUUCCUCUCGUAAGGAGUGUGGUUUUUGUUUAAUCUGUGCACUUAGAAACAGCAACUGGGACCUCUCCAUGAAAUGAUAGAUUAAGGCAGGCAUACUUUUUAAGGACUGGUGACAAGUAGUUUCUUAAGGAUGGUGACAAGUAGUUUCUGUUUUCUGAAGGACGGCGAUGUAGAUUGCACGUCUCAUUUUAAUCAGGCUUUCUUCCCUGCCGGGCUGGAAGACCCAGAGCUCACCCACUGACCGUGACUGCACAUGGAAAACGGAAAGGAGGAAGCCACAACUUACAUGGACUUCAGUUGUGAUGUGACGAGAUGUUUAGCUAUAAAUGUGCACUUUUUAGAUAACUCCAACAGGAAACUGUAACUUCUAUGUCUAAUAGGGAUGCAGAAAAGAAAAAUGAUUGUUCUUUAUUUGGGAGCUACUUAAACAGAUUAAGUGGGAAAUAAAUCUAUCUAUAAAUUUGUCUCUUUAUCUCAGUACAUUGAUGAAAAGUAUUAUCUUGACUAUUUUAUAGUUUUAUAGGGAAGAUGUGCAUCUAUUUUUCUUGACUUUUAAUAUAGCAAUAAAAAACUACUUCUAA